Molecule: messenger RNA, 957 nt
Organism: Miscanthus lutarioriparius
Lineage: Eukaryota; Viridiplantae; Streptophyta; Magnoliopsida; Poales; Poaceae
Source: the annotation of a GenBank genome assembly
AUGGCGGCCGCCUCGAGGGGCCUGCUCGCGCGCCUCCGCGGCCUCUCACUCUACGCCGGCUGGAGCCCGCGCCUCCCCUUCCCUCCUUCCCGGCUCUUCUCCGCGGAGGCCUUCGUCUCCCAUUCCGAUGACGACGACGCUGGGGGAGAGGGCGGCGGCGGGGGCCGGAUCAUCGAGGCGCGGGCCAGGGUGAUGGGCUCCACAUCGCGGCGCACCGGCGUGAUCGGCGUCAAGUGCGGGAUGUCGGCGAUGUGGGACAAGUGGGGCGCCAAGGUGCCCAUCACCGUCCUCUGGGUCGACGACAACGUUGUUACCCAGGUCAAGACCGCCGAGAAGGAGGGAUUCUUCGCCCUACAGCUUGGCGCAGGUCAAAAGAAGGAAAAACACCUAACAAAACCUGAAGUUGGCCACUUUAGAGCACAGGGAGUGCCUCUGAAGAGAAAGCUAAGGGAAUUUCCUGUCACUGAGGAUGCGCUUCUUCCUGUUGGCACAACCAUCACAGUUCGCCACUUUGUGCCUGGACAACUUGUUGAUGUCACUGGAAUCACAAAGGGGAAAGGUUUUGCGGGUGUAAUGAAAAAAUAUGAUUUCAGUGGGAUGCCUGCAUCACAUGGGGCAUCUAAGUCGCAUCGCAGUGGUGGCUCUACUGGUCAAAGAGAUGCUCCUGGAAGGGUUUUCAAAAACCGAAAAAUGCCUGGACGCAUGGGUGGUGUGCAACGCACAGUGAAGAAUGUAUGGGUUUACCAAAUAGACCCAGCCAGGAACUUACUAUAUCUGAAGGGCCAGGUUCCUGGUCCUCAAGGUAGCUUUGUUUUUGUCAAGGAUUCUAUAUACAAGAAACCUGACACGGCUUUGCUCCCGUUUCCUACAUAUUUCACGCAAGAAGGCGAGCCUGAAGACUUGGAGCCCCUGAUUGCUGAUCUUGGUGAUGUUGACCCAUUCAUGGCAGCUGAUUAA